AGACUUGCCGCAGUCGCGUUCCGGCAGCCCACUGGUAUAGACGCGUCCCCCGCUCUAAUACUGUUAAAGUAUCACCUAGAAAAUCAGUGAACCGGUUCGCUUUGACAUCGAGAAGUCGAAAACAGAAGCAAUGACAUCUUGCCGAGUGGCAGCGUGCGUGGCUGCGCUUGCUGCUCUCAGCUGCGCUGUCCCGCAUACCAUACUCGCAUUGGAUCUGAACCGUCUCUAUGGGCACCACACCAAGAGAUCCGAAUACUGCCAUCCGUACGAGCCCUUCAAAUGCCCAGUGGAUGGAAACUGCAUCUCGAUUCAGUAUCUCUGCGAUGGAGCUCCGGAUUGCAUUGACGGCUACGACGAAGACUCCAAACUGUGCACGGCUGCUAAAAGACCACCGGUCGAAGAAACAGCAUCGUUCCUGCAAUCGCUGCUAGCAUCCCACGGACCCAACUAUCUGGAAAAACUCUUUGGCAGCAAAGCGAGGGAUGCCUUGGAGCCGCUGGGUGGCGUUGAGAAAGUCGCCAUUGCUUUAUCAGAAUCCCAGACGAUCGAAGAUUUUGGCGCUGCUCUCCACCUGAUGAGGUCUGAUCUCGAACACCUCCGCUCCGUUUUUAUGGCUGUAGAGAACGGCGACCUGGGCAUGCUUAAAUCUCUUGGCAUCAAGGAUUCCGAACUCGGAGACGUCAAGUUUUUCCUGGAGAAACUGGUUAACACCGGUUUCCUUGACUGAAUAGCACCGGAGUCGGCCUCUGAAUACUACUCUGUUGUCCACUUUGCCCCCAUAAGCUCCUCCUUCUAUAGCUACCUGCCCUAUGACUCCAUAAGAUUCAGGAGAAAGUAAAUCCCUUUCCUGAUCCCAGUGAGAAUGAGUGUGAUAUACCUGUUUAACUACGAGAAAUCCUCUGGGACUAGAAUCUUCUACGACCGGCCACAUAGAACGAUUCCGGUCCCACCGGCAAUUUCUCGAACACCUCCAAAACCAAAGAGAAAUAGACAAGAGAGUAUUGAUUUUCAAAUCCUAGUUAAUAUAUUUAUAUGUGUAUAUUUUUGUAAGCAUGCUUCAAUAGAUUAUUAGAUUGGCCAAGUGUCAGGGCAGUUGCUCGCGUCUCGUCAUGAAGUGUCUGCGGGGUGCGGAGAAGGCUGGCGCGCACUUCAUGAUGCUCUGACACGAUGUUACCGUGCGUGGUUUGUAUGUGUGUUUGUCGCCCCAUCCUUAAUCUAACUCUUCCCUUCUAUCUUGGACAAAUGUCAGAGGCGACUCCGAUGAAACGUGAAGCGUCCAUUCUAAGCGAGAUAUAAAGGCUAACGUUCGAUUACUUGUCGUUAGCUAUUAAGAAACGUUAAAAGAAUAUAUGCGCUUUAUAUCUGGCUUUUUGGAAAAUCCAGAAUAGGACCACGGAAACAUAUCGAUUUAAACUUAAGCGUAGUAAUGAAUACAUAUCAUAGAUUUUAAUGAUCUAUAUUAUUAUUAUUAUUAUCUAACAGUAGCGUAUAAAGUACAAUUAUUUUAAUACGAUCGGUAUUGUAGUUAAACAAUGUUUAGGAGUCUCUUAGUAGGAACUCUUUAAUGUCAAAACUGACUCGAUUGAAUGCAUAGUUGAAGGGUGCUGCACUCGAAUCCAGAUACAUAUCAAAAUAUGUGAUUAUAAUAAUGUUUACUAAAAAUAUUAAAAUUUAUCGUUGGGCGUGAUGUAGACACGACUCAUAGAUUAUUAAUAUUCACGUAGAGUUCAAUUCGUCUUUGUCACGUUUUUUCGAUCUUAGAUUCACUUGAUGUUGUAUGUUGAUAAAAUUUUCGUCAAAUGCGGGCUAUGAAGACAACGAAUUAAUGUAAUGUAAUCAUCGGAGGAAAAUAUCAGGUACACGAUGUUGUAUUAAUGAGGAUUAAUUAAACAAAUUCGAAAAACUUAUGAACGAUACAAGGUGAUCAAAAUUAACGAUUUUUAUAACAUUCGUAAACAGAAUUGUCUUCAAAUAAAAAUAGAAGUCUCCGAAUCUGCAUCAACAGCUAAUUAUGUAGGUACCUAAUAAAUAUGCGGCGUGCUGAGAAAAGCAGCCUGUAUUUGUCAGAAAUUUUAUAACCUCAAAACUUAUCCAGAUAUUUCCAUCGUUAAAUAUUAGGAUCACAACGUUUCAAUGUGUACCUGUAGUGUAGAUAACUUCUCUAUUAGUAAAUUUAAAAUAUUUCAAAGAUGCAUGUUAAUCCGUUAAGACAAUUUUUAAAGAUAUAUAAUAGUUUUAACUUGCGUCAGAAUACUGUCUACAGAAGAGAUGUUUGAGCUCUGUUUAGAUACGUGUUUUAAAUUAAGUAUGCUUAUUGAUCUUAUAUAAAUUAAUAAAUGAAUCAUCUUGAAA
Messenger RNA from Bombyx mandarina (wild silkworm), 2352 nucleotides. Its product is annotated as IDLSRF-like peptide. The record is from RefSeq and is a predicted model, not a curated record. Lineage: Eukaryota; Metazoa; Arthropoda; Insecta; Lepidoptera; Bombycidae.